AAAAAAAAAGACAGUUGAACUUCUUGUCAAUCGUAUAAGCGUCUUGAUAUUUAAAUUCGUGAUUCACCUACAAAAAAAUAAUACAUGAGCUACCAGCCGUGUCCACCUUCGACUCCUGAGCCGUGCCCGCAAGUAUGUCCACCACCACCACCAGCUCCACCAUGCAGGGUCAAACCCAUCAUGCGAGGACUCCACUGGGCCCAGACGAAAUUGAUUAUAGCACAGGGCUUUGGACUGGCAUUUCUUGGAGGUGCUGCCUACUAUGUCUUGAUUAGCUUGCCGAGGAUGGAGGCUUACAAGGACUUUUAUGCAAAAGGAGAAUUUGAAGAUUGGGCUGAUGAAAUGGCAAAAAAAGGCUUGUUUCAAUCUGUUCCUGUCGAAUCGUUAAAACGUUAAUUAUAUGAAUAAAUAAUCAAUCUUUAA
Messenger RNA from Galleria mellonella (greater wax moth), 423 nucleotides. RefSeq names its product cytochrome c oxidase subunit 6C-like. The transcript is spliced from 3 exons. Lineage: Eukaryota; Metazoa; Arthropoda; Insecta; Lepidoptera; Pyralidae. The record is from RefSeq and is a predicted model, not a curated record. The coding region runs from base 85 to 396 and encodes 103 amino acids.